This is a messenger RNA of Pelecanus crispus (Dalmatian pelican), 1523 nucleotides long. Lineage: Eukaryota; Metazoa; Chordata; Aves; Pelecaniformes; Pelecanidae. The record is from RefSeq and is a predicted model, not a curated record.
GUACGAAACCAAAGAUGUCCUGCACAAGAAAGAUUCUACUCAUUCUGGGACUCCUCUCUACUUUGGCUGUAAUUGCUUUAAUUACUGUAGCAGUGACCCAAAACAAACCACUUCCGAAGAAUAUUAAGUAUGGGAUUGUGCUGGAUGCGGGGUCGUCCCACACUAACCUGUAUGUGUACGAGUGGCCAGCAGAGAAGGAGAACGACACUGGGGUGGUACAGCAGGUGGAGGUGUGUAAAGUCGAAGGCCCCGGGAUCUCAGGUUACUCCCAUGCCACGGAGAAGGCAGGUCCCUCUCUGGCACAGUGCCUACGACAAGCAGAAGAGGUGAUUCCCUCAAAGCAGCACCAAGAGACACCCAUCUACCUCGGAGCAACUGCUGGCAUGCGGCUUCUCAGCUUGGAGAAUAAAAGUGCAGCUGAAAAAGUCUUGUCCUCAGUAGAGAAGAUGCUACGCUCAGGUCCCUUCAGCUUCCAAGGUGCCAGAAUCAUCAGCGGUCAAGAAGAAGGAGCCUAUGGAUGGAUCACCAUUAACUACCUGCUGGGCAAUUUCAAGCAGUCUGGCUGGACAAAACUUCUACAUUCCCUGAAAUCCAUAAGUGAGACAUCAGGAGCACUAGACCUCGGAGGAGCCUCAACACAGAUUACCUUUGUACCAGAUACAAACCCUGAAGAGUCCCCAGAGAACCUGCUCCACUUCCGCCUCUAUGGCAAGGCUUACGGAGUGUACACACACAGCUUUCUCUGCUAUGGGAAGGACCAGGCUCUGCAACAGAAACUGGCCAGGGACCUACAGGCAAGUACAUCUAACAGCAGCCUCCUUGAUCCGUGCUUUCACCAGGGGUAUCAGAGGACUAUAAAUAUAAGUGACCUCUUCAAAAACCCUUGUACAUCAGCCAAGGAAAAAAAAUUGCCUUUCAGCCAGCUGUACAUACAGGGAGAGGGAGUUUAUCAAAAGUGCCGAAGAAACAUCCAGAAACUCUUUAAUAAAACCAAUUGUCCUUACUCCAGUUGCUCCUUCAAUGGGAUAUACCUACCUCCAUUACAAGGGGACUUUGGGGCUUUUUCUGCUUUCUACUUUGUGAUGAACUUUUUGAACCUGACCAGUGAACAAAGCCCCAUUGCCCUGGACAAAGUGGCCAGCACCAUUGAGAGCUUCUGCGCCCGGCCUUGGCACGAGGUGAAGACAGCAUAUCCCCAAAUAAAAGAAAAGUACCUGAGCGAAUAUUGCUUCUCUGGAGCCUACAUCCUCUCUCUCCUGGAAAAUGGCUACGAAUUCACUGAAAAGAACUGGCAAAGGAUCCACUUCCUUGGAAAGAUUGGCAGCAGCGAUGCAGGCUGGACCCUGGGCUACAUGCUCAACCUGACCAACAUGAUCCCUGCAGAGGACCCCGCUGUGCCCCCUCUUUCCCAUGGCAGCUACGUGGGGCUGAUGGUGCUGUGCUCCCUCGUGCUGGUGUCCAUGCUCCUGUUUGCCUGGCUUCUCUUCCACAAGCCCAAGUGCCUGCAGAAGGGGAUUGUUUAG